Messenger RNA from Acanthopagrus latus (yellowfin seabream), 2523 nucleotides. RefSeq names its product ATG16 autophagy related 16-like 1 (S. cerevisiae) (gene atg16l1). The transcript is spliced from 22 exons. Gene Ontology annotation, biological process: negative stranded viral RNA replication; autophagosome assembly. Lineage: Eukaryota; Metazoa; Chordata; Actinopteri; Spariformes; Sparidae. Gene Ontology annotation, cellular component: autophagosome membrane. Gene Ontology annotation, molecular function: protein binding. The record is from RefSeq and is a predicted model, not a curated record. Bases 202 to 2181 code for a protein of 659 amino acids.
CUUCGUGCUUCCAUCCCGGAAGUGAGUCGCCGGAGCCAAAAUGGACCAGUGUUGUAGUUGGUGGCUGAAGAAGCUGAUGUCGGUCGACGAGAUAAACGGGAGCGUUAAACACCGACAGGCCUGAGACAUCAUCCCCGAGGUUUUCUGCGGGUCGGUGCAGGAAACGAGCCUCAGUCCGGGACUCAGUUAGAUGGUGUGGUCAUGGCGGAGCGGCGGGUGGAGUGUACGUGGAAGAGACACGUCUCAGAGCAGCUGAAGCUCAGAGACCGUGUGCAGAGACAGGCCUUCGAGGAGAUUGUCCACCAGUAUAAUCGUCUUCUUGAGAAGUCAGACCUGCAGGCUGUUCUGUCAGAGAGAUACCAGACUGACAAGUAUGAUGUCCAGAGAGGACACGAGGCCGGUCCAGCUGCAGACUCAAGUCGCAGCGACGCCCUGCAGCAGGAAAUGGCUCAGAUGAGAAUCAAACACCAGGAGGAGCUGACGGAGCUGCACAAGAAAAGAGGAGAGCUGGCUCAGAGUGUGAUUGAACUGAACAACCAGAUUCAGCAGAAAGACAAAGAGAUCCAGAGCAACGAGGCAAAGAUGUUGGAGUACCAGCAGCAGAUUGCCAGCCUGGAGGGAGACUGUCGGGACCUGAGGAGCUACCUGCAGGCUGUUAAUGCCCAUCACGCAGCAGGACGUUUAACUGACAGCUGUGUGUUGGAUCUUCUGAGCUGUAAGAGAUGUGCUGAAGAGCAUCAACAGGACUCUCUGACUCUGCAGGACCUGGAGAGGGCAAACCAGACCCUGAAGGACGAGUACGAUGCCCUACAGAUCACUUUCUCUGCUCUAGAGGAAAAACUGAGGAAGACCACCGAGGACAACCAGGAGCUGGUGUCCCGCUGGAUGGCUGAGAAGGCUCAGGAGGCCAAUAAACUGAACGCUGAGAACGAGAAAGACAGCAGACGCAGACAAGCCAAACUGCAGAAAGAAUUGGCUGAUGCUGCCAAAGAGCCUCUGCCCGUCGACCCAGAUGACGACAUUGAGGUCCUGACUGAAGAUGGGGGGAAGGCCGGCGGAGAGACCUCCCCUAACAGACCACUCAGCAGAACGCCCAGUAAGAAAAUCUCCCAGCCUCCUCCUGGUGGUCUGCUGGACUCCAUCUCUAACAUUUUUGGUGUGUCUGAGUGUGUUCAGCCUGGACUCGUCCCACAACUGUACUCCAGCAGGCGUCGAACUGCCAACUCUUUCAGCACUUCACCGGAGAACACUGAGGCUCCGUCAGGUGUGUGUGCAGAGGUUCGAGUCCCGUCCACGGCACUGCAUGUCUUUGAAGCCCACGAUGGUGAGGUGAACGCAGUGAGGUUCAGCCCUGGCUCUCGUCUCCUAGCAACAGGAGGAAUGGACCGCAGGGUGAAGCUGUGGGAGGUCGUUGCCGGUCGCUGUGAGCCUAAAGGAGCUCUGACGGGCAGUAACGCUGGAAUCACCAGCAUUGACUUUGACAGUGCUGGCUCGUACCUUCUGGCUGCCUCCAACGACUUUGCUAGUCGGAUCUGGACUGUGGACGACUACAGACUGAGGCACACCUUGACAGGUCACAGUGGGAAAGUGCUGUCAGCUCGCUUCCUAUUGGACAACGCUCGGAUUGUGUCUGGGAGCUACGACCGGACGCUUAAACUGUGGGACCUCCGCAGCAAAGUCUGUAUGAAGACGGUGUUUGCUGGCUCCAGCUGUAAUGACAUUGUGUGCACGGAGCAGUGUGUGAUGAGCGGACACUUUGAUAAGAAGGUUCGAUUCUGGGACAUCAGAGCGGAGAGUAUAGUCCGGGAGCUGGAGCUGCUGGGCAGGGUGACAUCUCUGGACCUGAACCACGACCGCACAGAGCUGCUCACCUGCUCCAGAGACGACCUGGUGAAGAUCAUCGACCUGCGCAGCAACGCUGUCAGACAGACGUUCAGUGCUCAGGGCUUCAAGUGUGGCGCUGAUUGGACCAGAGUGACCUUCAGUCCUGAUGGCAGCUAUGUGGCUGGGGGAUCAGCUGAUGGAGCUUUGUACGUCUGGAAUGUCCUGACAGGGAAAGUGGAUCGGACUCUGGACCGAAACCACAACUCUGCCAUCAACUCGGUGUCCUGGUCACCUUCAGGAGCGUAUGUCGCCAGUGUGGAGAAAGGCAGCAAGGCCAUCCUGUGGUCUGACAUGUGAUUGGCUGAUGAUGUGGAGACGGAGACACUGAGGGGGAUGAUGGAAACGGUGAGGACGAGGAGGAUGAUGAAGUUGGUCACCAGCUGACAGACUGACUCAGCUGACAGCUGCUUGUUCUGCCUUCAGCUUCAAUCUCAUGUUUACGUUGACAAAAAAAAAACUGCCGUCAAACUUCAUCAGCUUGAAGUCAACAAGGAUUCAGUAAAUUCUUUAACCGUGGACGCUCCAAUGGACAGUUCAGUGGACAGUGUCUCACUAAUGUGUGUGUGUGUGUGUGUGUGCGCGUGUGCGCGUGUGUGUGUGUGGUUGUGUGUAUAUAAACAGAAUAAAGUCAGAAUCAUA